AUGUCACGCCCUAGUUUCCACAAGCUUGUUCUACCCUCAACCCUUCAAUCCAAACAACUGAGGGUUCCGGACAAUUUUCUGAGGAAAUAUGGCGGCCAGCUUUCGACAAUUGCUACCCUCACUGUUCCUGAUGGUAAUGUUUGGCGUGUAGGGUUAAAGAAGGCCGACAACAGAAUUUGGUUUGUUGAUGGUUGGCAAGAAUUUGUUCAACGCUACACCAUUGGCGUUGGAUACUUUUUAGUAUUCUUGUAUGAAGGGAAUUCAUCUUUCAUUGUUCAUAUUUUUAAUAUGAGCACUUCUGAGGUGAAUUAUCAAUCUGCAGUGAGAAGCCAUAAUGAAGGGCCUAUCAUUACGAAUUAUCAUCAUAUAUUUGACGACAUGGAAGAUACAGACUCCUUAGAAUUCAUGGAUUCUUCACCUUCAAACCUUACUCCUAGUGCAUUGCAAAACAAGGUUCUUGGUCACCUGACACCUGGGAAGAAUCAAUCUCCUGCACCUGGGAAGAGUGCCUUUCCUUCAAAGGAUGUAGGUGUUCAGUUUAAUUCACAGGGCAAUCACUCAACCAGAGAUAUAGGUGUUCAGUUUAAUGUUGUUGAAUUUAAAAGGUCUUUUGAAGAAUUGAAAUUGCGUUAUCCUAACAAUGGGGAAGGGGUUAGCAAAACUGUGAAAAGGAAGAGGAAGUCUGAACCAAAAACUGUAGAUGGUCAGGAACCCUCUGCUGAAAAUGAAGAGGAGGAAGAAAUGCGCUAUAGGUUUUAUGAAAGUGCUUCUGCUAGAAAGAGAGCCACCGUAACUGCGGAGGAAAGAGAGAGGGCAGUUAAUGAAGCGAAAGCAUUUGAACCAGCUAAUCCUUUCUGUCGAGUUGUCCUGCGACCCUCCUAUUUAUAUAGGGGAUGCAUAAUGUAUUUGCCUUCCUGCUUUGCAGAAAUGAAUUUGAAUGGGGUUUCGGGAUUCAUCAAACUUCAAGUUGCCGAUGGGAGACAGUGGCCAGUUCGCUGCCUAUAUAGAGGAGGUCGAGCAAAGUUAAGUCAGGGUUGGUUUGACUUCACCUUAGAGAACAAUUUAGGCGAAGGGGAUGUAUGUGUGUUUGAGCUGCUUAGAACGAGGGAUGUAGUGCUGCAAGUUACUUUAUUUCGUUUAAGCCAAGAAGUGGGGUUGUUAGAGGCUCCUCCUAUGCAGCAGCCGAGUCCAAAUGUGAGCCACAACCAAAAUGGUUAGAAAUUAGCAGGGAGGGUUAACUUCUGAUAGACAAACUGUGUCAAGUAGCUCUUGCUUGUGAGUGAUCUGUUAAUCAUCUAAUUUCUUCAGUUUGGAACUUUGAUGCUUUUCAUGUCCAU
Molecule: messenger RNA, 1337 nt
Organism: Lotus japonicus
Lineage: Eukaryota; Viridiplantae; Streptophyta; Magnoliopsida; Fabales; Fabaceae
Product: B3 domain-containing transcription factor VRN1-like
Exons: 1
Coding region: 1-1218 (405 amino acids)
Molecular function (GO): DNA binding
Source: RefSeq, a predicted model, not a curated record